UAACAUACUCCCUCCCAUCUCCAAUUGAUCGAUCUGAUCAUCCAACAAUGUGGGGAAAGACAAACAGCUAUAUCUUUUAAUCCUCAUUCUUUCCCACUCAAAACCACAAGCUAGCCUCAAGAAAAUCGAGGAUAGCUUCUUAUUACCCAUAAAAGAUCGAUCGAUUGAAUAUAUAUAGCUGACUGGCCAUGGCUGCGUCUAGUGGAAACCGAGGAUGCUGCGGCUUCGUGUCUCAGGUGAUCAAGGGCCGGUGGUUUAUGAUGUUCGCCUCCUUCCUUAUAAUGGCUGGGGCAGGGGCGACUUACCUUUUCGGGGUCUACUCCAAGGACAUCAAGUCCGUGCUGGGCUACGACCAGUCAACCCUGAACCUCCUGGGCUCCUUUAAGGACCUGGGAGCCAAUGUCGGGGUCCUGUCGGGACUCCUCGCCGAGGUGGCCCCGACAUGGUUCGUCCUCCUAGUGGGUUCCGCCAUGAAUUUUGUGGGGUACUUUAUGAUCUGGAUGUCUGUGACGCAGCGGGUGGCACGCCCUGCGGUCUGGCAGAUGUGCCUGUACAUCUGCAUUGGCGCCAACUCGCAGAACUUUGCAAACACCGGCUCCCUCGUCACGUGCGUGAAGAAUUUCCCAGAGAGCCGGGGCAUGAUGCUCGGGCUUAUGAAGGGAUUCGUGGGCUUGAGCGGGGCGAUCUUUACCCAGCUCUACCACGCAAUCUAUGGGGACGAUUCCAAGAACAUGAUCCUCCUCAUCGGGUGGCUCCCUGCAGCAGUCUCCGUGGUAUUUGUGUACACGAUCCGGACCAUGAAGGUCUCCUCGCACCCGAAUGAGCGCAAGGUGUUCUACGACUACCUCUACAUUACCCUCGCGCUGGCCUUUCUCCUGAUGGGCCUUACAAUAUCCCAGAAGCAGGUCAGUUUCUCGCAUGCUGCCUAUGUUGGGGGCACGGUUGUCAUUUGCGCAUUGACCUUUAUGCCCCUAGCGAUCGCGAUCAGAGAGGAAUAUGCCACGUGGAAGCAGCGGAAGAACCCGGUUCCUCCCCCGACUAGCAUCAUAGUUAGCGACCCGAAUACUGUCCCACAAGCCAACCCGAACAAUAGUGCCCAAACCGAGAAAAAGUUAGAAGAAGAGAGUUCGGAUUCGAAAGGUCCGUCAGACUCGUGUUGUGCUAAUAUUUUCAGUCCACCGGAAAGGGGACAGGACUACACGAUUCUGCAGGCCCUCCUGAGCCUCGACAUGAUCAUACUCUUCAUCGCCACGUUCUGCGGGCUGGGUUGCAGCCUGACGGCAGUCGACAACCUGGGCCAGAUAGGAGAAUCCCUUGAGUACCCGAAGCACACCAUCAGCACCUUCGUCUCGCUCGUGAGCAUAUGGAACUACUUCGGGAGGGUGUUCGCGGGGUUCGUCUCAGAGACCAUAUACCUUAGGUGGAGGGUGCCCCGCCCUGUGAUAAUGAUGGUCGCCCUAGUACUCUCGGCCCUGGGGGACCUCCUAGUCGCGUUCCCAAUCCCCGGGUCGGUCUACAUCGCGUCACUUCUGAUCGGGUUCUCAUUCGGGGCCCAGCUGACCCUCCUGUUCGUGGUGAUCUCAGAGCUCUUCGGGCUCAAGUACUACUCCACCCUGUUCAACUGCGGGCAGCUGGCGAGCCCGCUCGGGUCGUACAUCCUCAACGUCCUGGUGGUAGGGAAGCUGUAUGACAGGGAGGCUGCAAAGCAGCUCGCCCUGAAAGGGAUGACCCGGGACAUGGUGAAGGAGCUCGUUUGCAUCGGGAAGCAAUGCUAUCGGCUUUCGUUCAUUAUCCUGGCUGGGGCGAAUUUGUUCGGGGCAUUGGUAUUGUUGAUAUUGAUAUUCAGGACUAAGAAGUACUAUGGAGGGGACAUUUACAAGAGGUAUAGGGACGAAAUCGCUGCUACUAAUAGAAGUACUAGCGACGGUCAUGAGAAGGAGUUGGCCCUCACUAGUAGUAAUGGUGCCAAAACUUAAUGAAGGGGAACUAGCCAAAGUUGACACAGGCACUUGAGAGAUGGCUAGGAUUUUAUUUCUGUUUUUAUUAUUAUUUUCUUUUUUUGUUUUUGUUUUUUUUGUUUUUUUAUCAAGUAGGUCUGCUUUGAUAGUUGAAGGAGAUUUCUCAGGGUUUGUUACAUCAUCCCUGUCUCCUUAAUUUAAUUACAUUGGAUUUAUAAAAAAGAGAGUAGGACACUGACGCACGUUUUUGCCUAGUAAUCAAUAGAUUUCAGGUUCAAUAUUUGUUGUGAGACUAUGAUACCUCUUCACUCCCUUGUAAGAAAAAAAUUUUAAAAAAAUUUACAUUUACUUUA
This is a messenger RNA of Punica granatum (pomegranate), 2311 nucleotides long. The record is from RefSeq and is a predicted model, not a curated record. NCBI's taxonomy places the organism in Eukaryota, Viridiplantae, Streptophyta, Magnoliopsida, Myrtales, Lythraceae.